UUAAUGGUUAUAUUCUGAACGCGGUUUGUUUGAUCAAUAAAGGAUAUAUACAAAAUUUGUACCAUGUUACUGACAAAAAACAUAACAAAGAAUAGUAAUCUCAGAAUUCUAUCGUGUGACUCUGUAUCAAGUAUUCUAAGCAGACAUUUAACAAACGAAAUUAACGUUCAAUCUAGGCGAAAUAUUGUAGGUUAUCUUAUGCCUCAUCGUGAAAAAAUUUUAAGUAAAAAUAAUGAUAUGAACAAAAUAAAUCAUAAAUUAGUAAUAAAUUUUAGUUCAGACAGCGACAAAGGAUAUUCAGUUAAUCAAGAACUUACACCUGUACAAUUUGAAAAAGUUACAGAUGAAACCCUUGAAUCUUUGACAGAAUACUUUGAUGAAUUGAUCGAGCAAUCACCACAUCUAACAGAAGCAGAUGUAUCAUAUGGAGAUGGUGUAUUAACUGUUAAAUUUGGUAAAGCAUAUGGUACUUAUGUUAUAAAUCGUCAAACACCAAAUAAACAAAUUUGGCUUUCCUCUCCAAAGUCUGGUCCAAAACGAUAUGACUUUGUAAAUGGUAGAUGGAUUUAUAAAUAUGAUGGAAAGACAAUACAUGAAUUACUGAACAAUGAAAUACCAGCAAUCACAAUGAGUUCAACAUGUUUUAAUAAGUGUUCCUUUAGUGGCAAAGAGAAAGAAGCUGUAAUAAAGAGUCUCUAAUUUUAUCAAACUUUUAAAUUGUAAUUUUAAUUAGAGUGAUCGAUACACUGAACAUAUUUAUGUGUACAAUAUUGAAAAUAUAAAAUUUCAGUUAAUGUAUAUAAAUCGUAAAAUAAAAUAG
Colletes gigas is the source of this 820-nucleotide messenger RNA. It is a transcript of the gene fh, whose product is annotated as frataxin, mitochondrial. The transcript is spliced from 3 exons. NCBI's taxonomy places the organism in Eukaryota, Metazoa, Arthropoda, Insecta, Hymenoptera, Colletidae. The coding region runs from base 64 to 699 and encodes 211 amino acids. The record is from RefSeq and is a predicted model, not a curated record. Gene Ontology annotation, biological process: intracellular iron ion homeostasis; iron incorporation into metallo-sulfur cluster. Gene Ontology annotation, cellular component: mitochondrion. Gene Ontology annotation, molecular function: ferroxidase activity; ferrous iron binding; iron chaperone activity.